GACAUGGAGCAGGCACAGCGGAGCCUGGACGCAGAGCAGAUGCAGCAGCAGCAGCUGAAACUACGGGACCGGCAGAGAUUCUUUGAGGAGGUUUUCCAGCAUGAUGUGGAUUUCUUCUUCCCUAUGUCUCACCUGCAGAUAGAGCAUCGGAGACCCCCCUUAGGCAGCAUUUCCUCCAUGGAGGUGAACGUGGACAUCCUGGAGCAGAUGGACAUGAUGGACCUGUCAGACCAGGACACCGUGGACGUGUUUCUGGGCUGUGGGACAGAGGAGAGCAGCGUUGCUGGGUCCCUGCCAGGGGCAGAUGCCAGCCAGUGCCCAGAGGAAAUCACUCUGCAAGUGCCCAACGCAGCCGAGAGCAAGUCACGCAUUUCCUCCACGUCCUCUGUCUCCACGGAUCUGAAUAGCCUGGACACCAGCGAGGAGGGGGCCGAGACCCCCGUGGUGCAGUCGGAUGAGGAGGACCUGCAGGAGGACAGUCCCAAAGAGCAGGAGGCAAGAAGCUAGCAGCCAGCUUUGCCCUCCUCCCAGCCUCCUUUGUACAGACCUGCCAGCCUGGAGGAAGGAAAGCUGCUGGCGCUCCGUAAACCCCACGCUGGACUGCUGUCCUGCAGGAGGGGAGAGAUGGUUUUCCCCUCCUCUCCCUCCACAGGUUCUCCUGGCAGCCAAAGGAGAAGGAAAGGGGUAUUGUAGGCUCCCAAAUUAACUCUUCAGGCUUUGCUGCUAACACUUUCUGCUUCACUCCCCUGAAACGCUCAGCAUCCCACAGCCCCACUGUUCCAAGAUGGGAUCCCAGCUCCCCUCGUCCUACUGACAAAGGUUCUGUCCCGACAAGCAUUUAACAAUGGCAUACAGAGAAAUAACAGUCUGAUCUAA
Molecule: messenger RNA, 876 nt
Organism: Cariama cristata (Red-legged seriema)
Lineage: Eukaryota; Metazoa; Chordata; Aves; Cariamiformes; Cariamidae
Gene: DBNDD2
Product: dysbindin (dystrobrevin binding protein 1) domain containing 2
Exons: 3
Coding region: 4-507 (167 amino acids)
Biological process (GO): negative regulation of protein kinase activity
Cellular component (GO): cytoplasm
Source: RefSeq, a predicted model, not a curated record